AUGUUCAAUAGAGCUAUUGGAUCUAUAAGUAGAAGGUUUUUCACUACCGAAUCUCCCAAUCUGAGACCCCUGCAGAUAAAACUUUCCAAUAACAAGAAAAAUCAAAUAAAUGUAAAUGGUAGUCAACCAGCACCGGUAUCCAAAAAGAUUGAUCCACGCUUAACGAGGAAGUUCCAAAGAGGUAGUUUUUACGACCCAUUUGAUUUUUCACUUGCAAGAAUUCACCUAGAUAAAAAAUUUGGAUCGAGUAAUCGUCCUAUGAAUGAGAUGUUCAACAAAUUUGGUAUCAAUCCAUUGGACCUUUAUACUAGUCCCGAAGUGUUAUCCCAGUUUGUUUCCUCCACUGGUAAGAUCCUACACAGAGAUGUCACUGGCCUUUCGGCUAAAAAUCAACGUCGUAUCUCCAAGGCAAUUCGUAGAUGUCAAGCCAUUGGAUUAAUGUCAAAGACCCAUAAGGAUGUGUCGCUACUACCUACAAGGACUUCUGGUAGAUAUUAA
This is a messenger RNA of Zygosaccharomyces rouxii, 498 nucleotides long. It is a transcript of the gene RSM18, whose product is annotated as mitochondrial 37S ribosomal protein bS18m. Gene Ontology annotation, biological process: mitochondrial translation. Gene Ontology annotation, molecular function: structural constituent of ribosome; small ribosomal subunit rRNA binding. Lineage: Eukaryota; Fungi; Ascomycota; Saccharomycetes; Saccharomycetales; Saccharomycetaceae. The record is from RefSeq and is a predicted model, not a curated record. Bases 1 to 498 code for a protein of 165 amino acids. Gene Ontology annotation, cellular component: ribosome; mitochondrial small ribosomal subunit. The transcript has a single exon.